Oppiella nova is the source of this 551-nucleotide messenger RNA. The record is from the annotation of a GenBank genome assembly. NCBI's taxonomy places the organism in Eukaryota, Metazoa, Arthropoda, Arachnida, Sarcoptiformes, Oppiidae.
GUUUAAGGUUAGAAUUAAAUUAAUUAUAAAUGAUAUUUUGAUACAGGUUACAAUUAGGAGUGAAUAAUGUGGUGGUUCUUAACGAUUGGGAAGCUGUGAGGGAUGCCUUCAAUAAGGAUGCCUUCUUAGGCAAACCACUUCACUCGGCGUUUACUGUGACCACUGAAGCUAAAAGUUUAGUCGAUGAAAAUGGGGACGUAUGGAGAGAUCAACGGAGGUCUGCCCUACAAGUGCUCCGAGACUUAGGCUUCGGGAAGGGCUCUAUGGAGGAGAGGAUUAUCGAUGAAAUCAGUUAUCUCACGAAAUGUAUCGAUGAGACUAAUGGUGAGCCAAUGGAUAUCCACGAAGUACUUGUGCCGAGUAUGUCCAACAAUAUCAGUCACCUGGUGUUUGGCCACCGAUUGGAUUACAAUGAGCCCCGAAGAAAGAUCUUUGACAAAUUCUUAGACGAGAUCUCAUCCAGAUUCUCCAUUAUAGGCAUGAUAGCCAUGUCGCCUAUUUGGUUCAGCAAAAUAUUUUUUAAGCUUGUCAAUAGAAGUGGUUUCGAUGCA